Culicoides brevitarsis is the source of this 6686-nucleotide messenger RNA. It is a transcript of the gene l(3)72Ab, whose product is annotated as U5 small nuclear ribonucleoprotein 200 kDa helicase. NCBI's taxonomy places the organism in Eukaryota, Metazoa, Arthropoda, Insecta, Diptera, Ceratopogonidae. Bases 116 to 6538 code for a protein of 2140 amino acids. The record is from RefSeq and is a predicted model, not a curated record. The transcript is spliced from 9 exons. Gene Ontology annotation, molecular function: nucleic acid binding; ATP hydrolysis activity; ATP binding.
ACAAGCUUAAAUGUGAGUCGCCGAAAAAAAUACAAAAAUAUUAACAAAAAGUGACAAAUAAUCGUAGAAAUUAAGUUCGAAUCGUGUCAAAGAAGCGACUUUCCAUCGACACAUCAUGGCUGAUCAAGCUGCACGUCAACUGCAGUACGAAUACAAGGCGAAUUCCAAUCUCGUCUUGCAAGCAGACGUCCGUUUAAUCGAAAGACCUCGCAAAGAUGAAGCCACGGGCGAAGUCAUGUCUCUCGUGGGCAAACUUUCCGGCACGAAAAUGGGCGACAAAGCGCAACGCAGCAAGCCGGAAAAGGCGGAGGAGCGAAAAAAGAAGCGUCAAAAACGUGACGAGGCGCAAUAUGACUUCAACAGCAUGAAAGGAGCAACUUUGUUGUCUGAAGGCAUCGACGAGAUGGUUGGCAUCGUUUACAGACCAAAAACGCACGAAACGCGUCAAACGUACGAAGUUCUCUUGAGUUUCAUUCAAGAAGCGCUCGGCGAUCAACCGAGGGAUAUUUUGUGCGGAGCUGCGGAUGAAAUUUUGACCGUGCUGAAGAACGAAAAACUCAAAGAUCGCGAAAAGAAACGCGAAAUUGACGAGUUGCUCGGCGGACAAAUGGCGGACGAGAGAUUUUCCUUGUUAGUGAAUUUGGGAAAGAAAAUCACAGAUUUUGGAGCGGAUAUUGCAGCAGCUGUGAGUGCGAUAGCGGAUAACAAGCAAGUCGAUGAGCAGUAUGGAAUUAAUGUGCAGUUCGAGGAAAGUGAGGCGGAGAGCGACGAAGAUGUUUAUGGAGAAAUUCGUGAUGAGGAAGGUCAGGAUGAGGGAGAAGAAGCGCGAGAUGAUGGAGCGUUGCAUGCGGAAAAUCUCGUCGACACCGAAGAACAACGCAAAAAAGAAAAAGCCUUGCAUCCCCUCGACAUCGACGCUUAUUGGCUUCAACGUUGCUUGAGCAAAUAUUAUUCUGACGCCAUGAUCUCCCAAGCCAAAGCGGGCGAAGUUUUAAAAGUCCUCAAAGACGCCAGCGACGAUCGCGAAUGCGAAAAUCAACUCGUCAUGUUACUCGGCUACGAUUGCUUCGAUUUCAUCAAACAACUAAAGAAAAAUCGCCAAAUGAUUCUUUAUUGCACGAUGUUGGCAUCGUCUCAGAGCGAAAGUGAACGUCAAAAAAUCCGCAAUAAAAUGAAAGACGAUCCAACAUUAUCGAAAAUUUUGAAGACACUCGACACGGGCAAAGGCGACGACGACUUCGAAGAAGAGAAACACGAUCGUAAGAAGCGAAAAAUGCAGCAAAAUGAAGAGGAAAUGGAUGUCGAUGACAGCAAAUUGAACAAUCGGAAGAUUUUGGAGCUUGAUGAACUGGCAUUUACGCAAGGAUCGCAUUUUAUGGCGAACAAACGUUGCCAACUCCCCGACGGGUCAUUCAGGAAACAGCGAAAAGGAUAUGAGGAAGUUCAUGUUCCAGCGUUGAAACCGAAACCCUUCGACGAAGAGGAAGAACUUGUUAGCGUCGAGAAAAUUCCAAAGUACGUGCAACCCGUUUUUGCUGGUUUCAAGACUUUAAAUCGGAUUCAGAGUCGAAUUUACAAGGCAGCACUCGAAUCCGACGAAAAUCUCUUACUUUGCGCUCCAACAGGUGCCGGCAAGACAAAUGUCGCUUUGUUAACGAUGAUGCGCGAAAUUGGCAAACACAUCAACGACGACGGAACCAUCAACGCGGACGAGUUUAAAAUCAUUUAUGUCGCUCCGAUGCGUUCUUUGGUACAAGAAAUGGUCGGAAAUUUCGGAAAACGUCUCGCGCCGUACAAUUUAACUGUUUCCGAAUUGACGGGAGAUCAUCAACUGAGUCGAGAACAAAUCGCCGCUACUCAAGUGAUCGUUUGUACACCCGAAAAAUGGGAUAUUAUCACGAGAAAAGGAGGCGAAAGGUCUUUUACGCAACUGGUGCGUUUGGUAAUUAUUGACGAAAUUCAUUUGUUGCACGAUGAACGUGGUCCGGUGCUUGAAGCUCUUGUGGCACGAACAAUUCGAAAUAUUGAGACGACACAAGAAGAUGUGCGGAUGAUCGGAUUGUCAGCUACGUUGCCGAAUUAUCAGGAUGUUGCGACUUUUAUGCGUGUGCAACCGAGUGGAUUGUUCUAUUUUGACAAUAGUUUUCGUCCUGUGGCAUUGGAGCAGCAGUACAUUGGUGUGACAGAGAAGAAGGCGUUGAAGAGGUUCCAAGUUAUGAAUGAAAUUGUCUAUGAGAAGAUUAUGGAGCAUGCGGGACGGAAUCAGGUCCUCGUUUUCGUUCAUUCCCGCAAAGAAACCGGCAAAACUGCUCGCGCCAUUCGUGACAUCUGCUUAGAAAAGGACACUCUCGGCAGUUUUCUUCGCGAAGGCUCCGCCAGUAUGGAAGUUUUACGUUCCGAAGCCGAACAAGUGAAAAACCAAGAGCUCAAAGACAUCCUCCCAUACGGUUUCGCCAUCCAUCAUGCUGGAAUGACGCGCGUUGAUCGUACUCUCGUCGAAGAUUUGUUCGCCGAUCGUCACAUUCAAGUUCUUGUCUCGACUGCAACGCUCGCUUGGGGUGUCAAUUUGCCCGCGCACACGGUAAUCAUCAAGGGAACGCAAGUUUAUAAUCCCGAAAAAGGUCGUUGGGUCGAAUUAAGCGCCUUGGAUGUUCUUCAGAUGUUGGGUCGAGCAGGUCGACCUCAAUAUGACACAAAAGGCGAAGGUAUUUUAAUCACGAAUCACAGUGAACUCCAAUAUUAUUUGUCACUUUUGAACCAACAACUGCCCAUUGAGUCGCAGUUGAUCGCAAAAUUGCCGGAUAUGUUGAACGCGGAAAUCGUUCUCGGCACGGUUCAGAAUGUAAAAGAUGCUGUAACGUGGUUGGGGUAUACUUAUUUGUACGUGAGGAUGUUACGGGCACCAACUUUGUACGGAAUUUCGUUCGAUCAGAAGAAGGAAGAUCCAUUUUUGGAACAACAUAGAGCGGAUUUGAUCCAUACUGCGGCUCUUCAUUUGGAUAGAAGUGGCUUGAUUAAAUAUGAUCGUCGCAUGGGACAAUUCCAAAUGACUGAAUUAGGUCGAAUUGCAUCUCAUUUCUACUGUACACAUCAAACAAUGUCAACUUACAAUCAACUUUUAAAACCAACUUUGAGCGAAAUUGAGUUAUUCCGCGUUUUCUCGCUUUCGGGCGAAUUCCGAAACAUCACGGUACGCGAAGAGGAGAAACUCGAGUUACAAAAACUCAUGGAACGUGUCCCAAUUCCCAUUAAAGAAAGCAUGGAAGAGCCCAGCGCCAAAGUAAACGUCUUACUUCAAGCCUACAUCUCCCAACUAAAACUCGAUGGCUUCGCUUUAAUGGCUGACAUGGUCUACGUAACGCAAUCCGCAGCUCGAUUACUCCGCGCCAUCUUCGAAAUUGUCUUGCACCGCGGAUGGGCACAACUCGCCGACAAAUGUUUGACGCUCUGCAAGAUGAUCGAUCGUCGCAUGUGGCAAUCCAUGUCUCCGCUGCGCCAAUUCCGCAAAAUGCCCGAGGAAAUAGUGAAAAAAAUCGAGAAAAAAGGCUUUCCGUGGGAGCGAAUGUACGAUUUGGAGCCCAAUGAGAUCGGAGAACUCAUUCGCGCGCCAAAAUUGGGCAAAACUGUCCAUAAAUUCGUGCAUCAAUUCCCAAAACUCGAGUUAUCGACGCAUAUUCAGCCAAUUACGAGAGCAACGCUUCGUGUUGAGCUCACAAUUACGCCAGAUUUUCAAUGGGACGAGAAAAUUCACGGACAAUCGGAGGCUUUUUGGAUUUUUGUCGAAGAUGUCGACUCGGAAGUCAUUCUGCAUCACGAAUUUUUCCUCUUAAAACAGAAAUACGCGACAGACGAGCAUUUGGUGAAGUUCUUCGUGCCCGUUUUUGAGCCCUUGCCGCCGCAAUAUUUCUUGCGAAUCAUUUCCGAUCGCUGGAUUGGCUCGGAAACACAGCUGCCAGUCUCCUUCCGUCACUUGAUCUUACCGGAAAAGACAAUGCCGCCCACAGAAUUGCUCGAUUUGCAACCUUUGCCGAUCUCAGCAUUGAGAAAUCCCGAAUUCGAGGCUUUGUAUAACGAAAGUUUCCCACAAUUCAACCCGAUUCAGACGCAAGUCUUCAAUGCGGUUUACAAUUCGGAUGAUAAUGUCUUCAUUGGAGCGCCAACUGGUUCAGGAAAGACUACGAUUGCGGAAUUUGCGAUGUUGAGACUUUUUGGUCAAAAUCCGGAGGGGCGUUGUGUGUAUCUGGUAUCGAAAGAUGCACAAGCUGACUUAGUUUUUACUGAUUGGCAUACGAAAUUUAAUCAGGCGCUCGGCAUAAAGCUCGUAAAACUCACGGGAGAGACAGGAACUGACCUGAAAUUGAUCGCAAAAGGACAAAUUAUUGUCACGACAGCCGAUAAAUGGGACAUUCUCUCGCGUCGCUGGAAACAGAGGAAGAAUGUGCAGAAUAUUCAGCUUUUUAUAGCGGAUGAAUUGCAAUUAAUUGGCGGGGAAGAAGGUCCCGUACUUGAAGUUGUUUGUUCUCGCAUGCGAUACAUUUCCUCUCAAAUCGAGAAACAAAUCCGCAUCAUCGCAUUGUCAAGUUCCCUCAUGGAUUACCGCGAUGUCGCUCAAUGGCUUGGAUGCAACGCAAAUGCUACCUUCAAUUUCCAUCCGAGUGUCAGACCAGUUCCGUUAGAACUUCACAUCCAAGGCUUCAAUAUGACCCACAAUGCGUCUCGUGUCGCUGCAAUGUCGAAACCUGUCUACAAUGCCAUCACGAAAUAUUCGCCCCAUAAGCCCGUCAUCGUUUUUGUUUCGUCACGAAAGUUGGCUCGCAUCACAGCGGUCGAUAUUUUGACAUAUUGCACGGCGGAACAACAACCAAAUCGAUUUUUCCACGCCGAUGAGGAAGAUAUUAAACCAUUUUUGGACCGCAUGGAAGACAAAACGCUCAAAGAGACACUUUCGCAAGGCGUCGCGUACAUCCACGAAGGUCUCUCCCAAUCGGAUCAUCGUUUGGUCGAACAACUUUUUGAUUCGGGAGCGAUUCAAGUCGCCGUUGUGACACGAGAUUUGUGCUGGGGACUUGAUGUGACGUCAUAUCUCGUAAUAAUUAUGGACACGCAGUUCUAUAACGGAAAAAAUCAUUCGUACGAAGAUUAUCCGGUGACAGAUGUGAUGCAAAUGAUCGGAAGAGCGAAUCGCCCCACGGAAGAUGAUGAUGCGAAAUGUGUUUUGAUGUGUCAGACAUCGAAAAAAGAUUUUUACAAGAAAUUUUUGACGGAGAGCUUGCCGGUAGAAAGUCAUUUGGAUCAUCGGAUGCAUGAUCACUUUAAUGCGGAAAUUGUCACAAAAACAAUUGAGAAUAAACAGGAUGCAGUGGAUUAUUUGACAUGGACAUUUUUAUACAGAAGAUUAACGCAGAAUCCAAAUUAUUAUAAUUUGCAAGGAGUUACUCACAGACAUUUAUCGGAUCACUUGUCAGAAUUGGUCGAAAACACCCUCAACGACUUGGAACAAUCGAAAUGUAUCAGCAUUGAAGACGACAUGGAUACCCUUCCGCUCAAUUUGGGCAUGAUUGCUGCUUAUUAUUACAUCAACUACACAACUAUCGAGCUUUUCAGCUUGUCCUUGAACCACAAAACCAAGAUUCGUGGUUUGUUGGAAAUUAUUUCAUCAGCUGCGGAAUACGAAGAUGUCGUCGUCAGACAUCGCGAGGACUCUUUACUUCAAGCUUUAGCUGCACGUUUGCCCAAUAAAUUGACUGGACCUGAAGGAAGUGCUCCAAAGUACAACGAUCCCCAUAUCAAGACAAAUUUAUUGCUUCAAGCUCAUUUGUCGCGCAUUCAGCUUGGCGCCGAGUUACAAGGCGACACGGAAAUCAUUCUCGGCAAAUCCAUUCGAUUGAUUCAGGCUUGCGUGGAUGUUCUUAGCUCCAACGGGUGGCUUUCGCCGGCAGUUGCUGCUAUGGAACUCGCACAAAUGGUCACACAAGCGAUGUGGACAAAGGAUUCGGUGCUUAAACAAUUGCCGCAUUUCACGAGCGAUAUCAUUAAAAGGUGUCAAGAUAAAAAUGUCGAAACGGUAUUUGAUAUUAUGGAGUUGGAGGAUGCUGAUCGUACGAGAUUAUUGCAACUCACAGACGCACAAAUGGCGGAUGUGGCUCGUUUUUGUAAUAGAUAUCCGAAUAUCGAGAUGAACUUUGAAGUUGUCGAUAAGGAUAGAAUUAAUUCGGGAUCUACGGUGAAUGUUGUCGUGCAGUUGGAGCGCGAAGAUGAAGUCGUUGGACCUGUUGUUGCGCCAUUGUUCCCUCAGAAACGCGAAGAAGGAUGGUGGGUCGUCAUCGGAGAUCCAAAGGCAAAUUCCCUACUUUCCAUCAAACGUCUCACACUCCAACAAAAAGCAAAAGUCAAACUCGACUUUGUCGCUCCAAGCCCAGGUGUUCACGAAUACACUUUAUACUACAUGAGCGAUGCGUAUCUCGGAUGCGAUCAAGAAUACACUUUCAAAAUCAACGUUGGCGACUUCCAAUCGGAAAGUGAGAGUGAAUCUGACUAAAAAGUAUGCAGCACCAAAAGAAGGUCGCUUGCUGAUAAUUUUUUAAUUAUUACAUUUUUUUUCAUGUCAUUAAAUAAAAAUAAUUGUAAGUCCAUUAAAAAAUAUAAAUAAAAAUAUUUCAAUGAUAAUAAAAUUAAAAAAAAAAAUC